Molecule: messenger RNA, 630 nt
Organism: Hippopotamus amphibius kiboko
Lineage: Eukaryota; Metazoa; Chordata; Mammalia; Artiodactyla; Hippopotamidae
Product: protein TFG-like
Exons: 1
Coding region: 1-630 (209 amino acids)
Biological process (GO): endoplasmic reticulum to Golgi vesicle-mediated transport; COPII vesicle coat assembly
Cellular component (GO): endoplasmic reticulum exit site
Molecular function (GO): identical protein binding
Source: RefSeq, a predicted model, not a curated record
AUGAAAGGGCCACCCAGUGCUCCUGCAGAAGACCGUUCAGGAACUCCCGACAGCAUUGCUUCCUCCUCCUCCGCAGCUCACCCACCAGGAGUUCAGCCACAGCCGCCACCAUAUACAGGAGCUCAGACUCAAGCAGGUCAGAGCGAAGGUCAGAUGUACCAGCAGUACCCUCAGCAGGCGUGCUACGGCACUCAGCAGCCACAGGCGCCCCCGCAGCCGACGCAGCAGUACGGUAUCCAGUAUUCAGCAGGCUAUAGUCAGCAGACUGGACCCCAACAACCUCAGCAGUUCCAGGGAUACGGCCAACAACCAGCUUCCCAGGCACCGGCGCCUGCCUUCUCUGGUCAGCCUCAGCAACUGCCUGCUCAACCGCCGCAGCAGUACCAGGCGAGCAGUUACCUUCCACAAACUUACACUACCCAAACUUCUCAGCCCACCAGUUACACAGUGGCCCCUGCCUCACAACCUGGAAUGGCUCUACGCCAACCCGGGGCUUAUCAACCAAGACCAGGUUUCACUCCACCUCCUGGAAGUACCAUGACCCCUCUUCCGAGUGGGUCUAACCCUUAUGCACGUAGCCGUCCUUCUUUUGGUCAGGGCUAUACCCAGCCUGGACCAGGUUAUCGAUAA